UGGCGGGAACCGGCCGGCGGGCUCGAGCGGAAGUCACCGGUUCGUCAACAAGGCGGCGGCUCCUCUCAACGCGGGCGAGUGAAGUAAACCGUGAGGGAGGAUUUACUUGGUGCCCGACAGAACCCUCUUGCCCUGCCCUGCCCGCCCGCGCCAUGUUUUCUGAGCACGCCGCCCGCGGAGAGCGGACGCUGCUGUCGGCGUCGCUGCCCGAGCAGCACGGACCCACGUUUGAGCGGCUGCCCCCGGCCUCCUACACUAACUGCUCGGCCUGCUUCACCCUGGGCGAGCGCCACUUCAACCGCCAGUACGCCAGCAUCUACGCCUCCCGGCUGAAGCAGAUGAGACCCGCACUCAUCGAGAGGGCCAAACUGAAAUGGGGAGCAGAUGUGGCAGUGAAGAGGUUGUGUGAACUGCAGGUCAAGGAAAAAUGUUCUGUGAUUGGAACUCUCUUCAAAAACAUGGAGUUGAAACCAUCCAUCUUGCGUGAAAUUAGUGAAGAGCAUAACCUGUUACCGCAGCCAGCGCGUGCAAAGUACACGGACCAAUUAGAUGAGCUGAUUCUGGAGGAUGAGUUACAACGCAUCAAACUGGAGGGCAAGAUCGAUAUUCAGAAACUUGUUACAGGGGCAGUUAUUGCAUUAUUUGGAGCAGAGCAGGAUAAUGGAAAGUUCCUUGUGGAGGAUCUUUGUACCUCGGAUAUCCCACCACAGCAGCAACUCCCAGUAUCGGACACUGAUAGGUAUGUUUUAUUGGUUUCGGGCCUUGGCUUGGGUGGAAAGAAUGCGGACAGUCUUCUCGGUUUGCAACUUCUCAUUGACAUGGUAACGGGACAAUUGGGAGACGAGGGCGAGCAGAGUAGUGCUGCAAAAAUUUCCCGUGUGAUUUUGGCAGGAAACCUUCUCAGUCGCAACACCCAGAAUAAAGAUUCUUUCACCAAGGCAAAAUACCUAACAAAGAAGACACGGGCUGCUAGUGUAGAAGCCAUUAAAAUGCUGGAUGAAAUCCUGGUGCAACUGAGUGCCUCAGUUCCUGUUGAUUGCAUGCCUGGUGAAUUUGAUCCAACAAAUUAUACGUUGCCACAGCAGCCUCUGCACCAUUGUAUGUUUCCACAAGCUGUUACCUACCCCACGAUGCAGCUGGUCACCAACCCUUACCAAGCAGAUAUUGACGGAGUCAGGUUUCUGGGUACAGCAGGACAGAAUGUGAACGACAUAUUCUGUUAUAGCAGUAUGAAUGAUCACUUGGAAAUCCUGGAAUGGACUUUAAAGAUUGGCCACUUAAGCCCUACUGCGCCUGACACACUUGGAUGUUACCCAUUCUACGAAACUGACCCGUUCAUUAUCAAGGAUUGUCCUCAUGUUUACUUUUGUGGCAAUGCUCCGUCAUUCAAAUCAAAAAUCGUCAAAGGUGUAGAAGGACAACGGUUGCUUUUGGUUACCGUCCCAGAAUUUGCGACCACACAAAAGGCCUGUCUGGUGAACUUGCGGACUCUUGAAUGUCAACCUGUCAGCUUCUCUGCUUUCUCUGCUGAGGACGACAUUGGUGAAAUGGACAUCAGUCACUGAAUGCACAAAUGGUUUAAAUUUCUUUGGACUUGGAAACUGGUUCUGUUCCUGUCUGUCGAAGCACGCUCUGCAGAAUGCUAUGAUGCACUUCAGUGAGCAACUAAUGUCCUGUGCAUCUUUCACGGUUGGUGGUGACAUUUGGAAGAAAUGAUUUGUCACCAUUUUUGUUUUGAGCCUGUUGCUUCUCCUGAAGUACCGUGCCGUAAUGUGGAGAGAGCUGAUAUUUUGUUAAACUCUAAAAUUGAUCAACGAGCCUCUUAAUCUUGUCUCAUUGGUUUGUUUUCAAAAUACAAGAUAUGAUUUUAACAUGUAAUGAGAGACCUUACUAUUUGUCUAGUUAACAUUAAUGUGCUGAUAUUCAAACUAUCCCUGGGGAAUAGUUUACAAGAGUCAAUUUAAGCUAUUAGUGAAAGAAUGUUAAACUUUGGUAAUAGGUACCAGAGUUCUUGUUUUUUUUUAAAAUUUUGGGGUGGUUGUAUUUUUAUACCGUCACUUUUUCUGUGAUUUAUAACACAAUCCUUUUUUCUAUACCUGGUAUAUUUGGAUAUGAAGCAUUUCUGAAAAUAAACUUAAGUAGAAGGUGCUGUUAAUUUCAAUACAGUGUCUGUCUGGUGGAUGCUAAGUUCUUGAAGUAUUUUUUUAAAUAAACAUUUUGUUGUAAAA
Leucoraja erinaceus (little skate) is the source of this 2228-nucleotide messenger RNA. RefSeq names its product DNA polymerase delta subunit 2-like. The transcript has 10 exons. The record is from RefSeq and is a predicted model, not a curated record. Bases 153 to 1565 code for a protein of 470 amino acids. Gene Ontology annotation, biological process: DNA replication; DNA strand elongation involved in DNA replication. Lineage: Eukaryota; Metazoa; Chordata; Chondrichthyes; Rajiformes; Rajidae. Gene Ontology annotation, cellular component: delta DNA polymerase complex. Gene Ontology annotation, molecular function: DNA binding.